Neogale vison (American mink) is the source of this 1835-nucleotide messenger RNA. It is a transcript of the gene PSME3IP1, whose product is annotated as proteasome activator subunit 3 interacting protein 1. Bases 540 to 1304 code for a protein of 254 amino acids. The transcript is spliced from 9 exons. The record is from RefSeq and is a predicted model, not a curated record. Lineage: Eukaryota; Metazoa; Chordata; Mammalia; Carnivora; Mustelidae. Gene Ontology annotation, cellular component: nucleus.
GGAACUUUGUUGUGGCGGUGAGGAAGAGGAAGCCCUGAAGGGUCAAAAGGAAUACAAAAGCAAAGACUAUUUUCUUUCUUUUCUUUUUUUUUCUCUCUCUCUCUCUCUCUCUCUUUUUUUUUUGUCCUAAAGAGCGAGCGGUCUUAGCAGUGGCUUAGGGGUGGGCGUCGCCGAGGUGAGGGGGUCUCGCCUCCCGCACGCUGGUAGGUGUAAAUGUGGAGACCUACUCGUUCGGAGCAGUGGUUCUUAAUCUAGUAGAAAACAAGAUUCUCUGCGGCCCGUUUAAAUGCAGAUUCUCUGCAUUCCCUGCCUCCAGACGUCUGACUGAGUAGGUCUGGAGUUGGGACGGGGGAAGCCAAGUGCGGGCCUGGUGGUCAGAAUUCCCAAUGACCUCUUGUGUACCAGCUGUGAGGAGGAGCUGUGUCAAGACCAUUCACCUGGCUAGCAGUCUUCCUUUCUCCUAAGAAUCUUGAUGUUUGGUUAGAGUCAAGCUGUUGCCUCAGAUAUUGAAAACCACACAGCUGACCUAUUGCUCCAUUAUGGAUGGAGGGGAUGAUGGUAAUCUUGUUAUCAAAAAGAGGUUUGUGUCGGAGGCAGAACUAGAUGAACGGCGCAAAAGGAGGCAAGAAGAAUGGGAGAAAGUUCGAAAACCUGAAGAUCCAGAAGAAUGUCCAGAGGAGGUUUAUGACCCUCGGUCUCUCUAUGAAAGGCUGCAGGAACAGAAAGACAGGAAGCAGCAGGAGUAUGAGGAGCAGUUCAAAUUCAAAAACAUGGUAAGAGGCUUAGAUGAAGAUGAGACUAACUUCCUUGAUGAGGUUUCCCGGCAGCAGGAGCUCCUGGAAAAGCAACGGAGAGAAGAAGAACUGAAAGAACUAAAGGAAUACAGAAGUAAUCUCAACAAAGUUGGAGUUUCUCCAGAAAACAAGAAGGAGGUGGAGAAGAAAGUGGCUGUGAAACCCAUAGAAACCAAGAACAAGUUCUCCCAGGCCAAGCUGUUGGCAGGAGCUGUGAAACAUAAGAGCUCAGAGAGUGGCAACAGUGUGAAAAGACUGAAAUCGGACCCUGACCCAGAUGACAAGAGUCAAGAAGCCCCGUCCUGCAUGUCUCUUGGCAGCACGUCCCUGAGCGCCCCUUCCAUCCACUGCCCCUCUGCUGCAGUCUGCAUCGGCAUCCUCCCGGGCUUGGGCGCCUACUCUGGGAGCAGCGACUCCGAAUCCAGCUCAGACAGCGAAGGCACGAUCAACGCCACCGGCAAGAUCGUCUCCUCCAUCUUCCGAACCAACACCUUCCUAGAGGCCCCGUAGCUCCUGUGUCCCUCCCAAAGCUCCUGCCCGAGUAGACCGGUCGGUUUGUUCCACCUCCGGGCAUCCCUUCCCUCAGAACUCCUUUGCCCACUUCCUGUGCACACCGUGACAUUUUUAACCUCAUCUAAAAAUGUGCCAGAAUCCACUGUGGCCCAACUUGUGUUUGGUUUCUCUUUCUACUCCAGUGCAGGUGUGCGGCCCUGUCUUGCUGCCUCUUCCCUUGCCGCGGUGGUGGGGCGGGGGCCGUGGCUCUGCUGAGGUUCCCCCGGAAAUGCCCGGGAAGAUAGCCACCCGCUGGUGUGCAAAGUGUAUGGAUCCUGUUGCUUUCUUGUUUUCUUUGUUUCCCUUCCUGACGGCACAGAGAAGCAAGGGCAGUUACGGGACAGACAUCAUUUAACCCUUCUCUUCUAGCUGAGCGCACCGUGUGGUUGUACUGCGCUGUGGAGCAUUUGGGGGGGUGGGGGGAGGAAGGCCCUCUUGGAACUGACCAUUUCUUGAUGUUGUGUGACUAAGUAAAGAUUAUAAACUACA